UAUGAACCAUGUACAUAAGACUCAACUAAUCAUCAAAAUUUGCACAGAAAAAUUUAGUAAUAACUUAUGAACAUCUUUUUCAAAUCGGUUAAUAUUAGUAGAGGGUAUCUGAACAUUCCUCAAAAUGAUUCCGGAGUUGUGGGCAAAAUAUAACACCUUAACUUUAAGGCCUGCAAUGAAUCAUAUAAAGAAAUACAACCAUCUACUUAAAUGGAAAAAUAACGAGUCUAUUUUGGAAGUGGCUAGUGGAGAUGGAAUGAUCGCGAAACACGUCCUAGUACCCAUUCUCCCGAAGGAUUAUAAAGAGUUUUACAUUACAGACAAAGAACCCGAAUUCGUGAAAUACAUUAAACGAAAUGUAAAUAUACCAAAAUCAAAAGUUUUUAAGCAAGAUAUUGUUGAAGAUGAAGUUCCAAAAGAAUUGGAAAAUAGGUUCGAUCACGUUUUCGGAUUUUUCUUCUUGAAUAUGUUAAGGGAAUCAAAGAAUGUUAGAAAAGCAUUGGCGAACACUCACAAAAUGUUAAAACCAGGUGGACAAUCGUUUUUCAAUUUUCUGGAAUAUACCCCUAUAGAUGAUAUAUUGAUAAAAAUGGUAAUUCAUCCAAAAUGGGGAAGAUACACACACAUGAUGAGUGCUCAUUGCUGCCAUGAAAAUCCGUUAGAAGCUUAUACUAAAGAUUUUAUAGCGGCUGGUUUCGAAGACGCAGCUUAUAAUACUGAAAAAGAAACAUGGGAACUCGAAGAAGGAUCUGAAUGGGAACAUUUAUUUACUUCAACUAAUCCAAUAGUGUCAAAAAUUCCUGAAAGUCAGAGAGAAGAUUAUAUCCGAGAUUAUGUAGAAUAUUGCAGAAUGGUUGGUCCCCCGAAAGUAAAAACAGCUGAGGGAAAAGUGAUUAGGAAACUUGUCAAAAAUGUGUUGAUAGUAGUCGCUAAUAAGAGAUAACAAUAACAUACAUUACGAACUUUGUACAAAGUAAAGAUUAAUAUAGCAAUAUAAGAGAA
This is a messenger RNA of Diorhabda carinulata, 1002 nucleotides long. RefSeq lists its product as uncharacterized. NCBI's taxonomy places the organism in Eukaryota, Metazoa, Arthropoda, Insecta, Coleoptera, Chrysomelidae. Bases 125 to 943 code for a protein of 272 amino acids. The record is from RefSeq and is a predicted model, not a curated record. The transcript has 3 exons.